CACAAGCACACACACACACGUACGCGUUAGCUGCGUGCGCGUGGAAAAAAAAACUGUGUUCCAGUGACGCCAGGCCGCGCGCGCGCUCUGUGUCUCCUCCACACCGCUGUCUAAUUCUAAUGCGAGUAAACUUACUUCAUCAUUAGUGACCGCCUUUGUCGGAUCAUCUCGCGCAUAAUCGUCCGUUAUUUAUUCUCUCGAGCCGUCAGUCUCCUUCUAUCUCUCAGUCUUCCCUGUUUCCGAGAGCGACGUUCUUCGAAAGGGGACCAUGACAAGUAAUUUGAACAAAUAAGAGAAUUUACAGCAGUACCAGCAACCAGCCUUAAGCAAAAACAAAAAAAAAGAAGAAGUAGAGAAAUCAAGGGGAAAGAAACAAGUACAAGGAGGAGAGGCGAAGUGCGCGAGGACAGUCGAUGGACGCUGCCCGGACCAAGGGGACAGCAGAUUCUCAUCUAGCAGGGCAAAGAAAGAUUUCAAAAUUGAGUCGAAGGAUAGAAACUUGCCGUCAGGCAUGGUGUGUGAGAAGGGGAUCCAGAUCCUUCUCACCAUCGUGGGGGCAUUCGCCUCCUUUGGCCUGAUGACGGUGGCAAUUGGGACAGAUUACUGGCUCUACUCUCGUGCUCUGAUCUGCAACAGCACAGCCAAUGUGACGCAGGAUGACCCACACAACAAGGACAAGAAAGACCCUGGAGCCCUCACACACUCGGGCCUUUGGAGGAUCUGCUGCCUUGAGGGUGUGAAACGAGGGGUUUGCUCUCAGAUCAACCACUUCCCAGAAGACGCCGACUUCGACCACGAUGGAGCAGAGUACGUCUUACGAGUGGUUCGGGCUUCAAAUAUCUUCCCUAUUCUUAGUGCAAUCUUGUUACUGAUGGGAGGAGUGUGCAUUGCCGCCAGUCGCUUCUACAAGAGCAAGAGGAAUAUCAUACUGGGAGCUGGCAUUCUGUUUGUAGCUGCAGGUUUGAGCAACAUCAUUGGUGUGAUUGUGUACAUCUCGGCGGCGCUAGGUGACAUCUCUCCAAAGAAGGAUGAGGAUAAAAAAUGGCAAUACUCAUACGGCUGGUCCUUCUAUUUUGGUGGCCUUUCGUUCAUCCUGGCUGAGAUGGUGGGGGUGCUGGCCGUAAACAUCUACAUUGAGAAGAACAAGGAGCUGCGCUGCCGCUCACGCACCGACAUCUUCAAGAGCACAACGCAUGCUGUGCUGCGCCUGCCUAGUUACCGCUUCCGCCGCCGUUCCUCACGGUCCAGCUCACGUUCUACUGAACCAUCAAGAGGCUCGCGGGACCCCUCACCUGCUGCUGCUGGCCCACCAGGGAGCAAAAGCUUUGGCCUGCCCCCCUCAGCACUGCUCUCACAGGGGCCUGUCUCCGUUUCCACUCUGCCCAAUCCACACUCACACUCCCGCUCACACUCAGCUCUACCCGGAGGUGACAUCUCGCUCUAUACCCUGUCACGAGACUCCAAACUGGGUGCACUGGGGGCUCUGGGUGCGCCUCCUCUGUAUGGCACAGUGGAUCGUGCCACAUUCUACCAGUUGCACAACUGCUUUCCCAAAGAAAGUGGCGGAGGAGGAGCAACCAUGAUGAUGAGCGGCACACUGCCCUCUCUCAAGUCCCACAAUCCAGCAGGAGUGCAGAAUUCGUCCAGUGGAAACUCGGCACCCUCGUCACAACCCCCGCCAUUCUCCUCCUCUACAGUGGAGAGGGAGAGAGGGAUGGGCACACUCGACAGGCUGACCAAGCCUGAGAGCAAUUCCAACACGCUGAACAGGAAAACCACCCCGGUGUAGGGAGAGACUAGAACAGAAAGAGUGCAAAUCCUUUAUAGUGGAAGAUGAAGUUAAGAAAAGGAAAAAGGUGGAGAAAUGAUAGAUUCCUUCUGUCUCCCUGUCUGAAAUGAUAUUCUGUUUCACUUUAUGGAAAAUGAGUUUCAGACAAAAAUUGAUCCAGUGACGAUUCAUAAUAACAACUACAACAUACAUUUAGUUUUAUAACAUUUUUUAAAAUGUGAAGUAUGAUCAUUGGAUACUGUACUGUGAAGUUUACCCUUUUCUAUGUUGAUAGAAAUUGAAGCAAGUGGUUGUCCAAGUGCAUUCCUGGAGGGUUUGUUGUUGUUGUUAUUAUGAGAAAAAAAUCAGUGACGACUAUCUUUUUAUGUUGGAAAUGAUUUACAAGACAUCAACUGUGAUUCUGAUACAGUGGAUACUACAGAAGCAUGAGUGUCUAUAAUAUGUGUGAGAAAGAAUACAUUAUUAUUAUUAUUAUUAUUAUUAUUAUUAUUAUUAUUAUUAUAACUAGCAUAAAAACAACUUUGUAGUAAGCAUCUAAUUUAUUUUUAGAAUUGAUUUCUUUUUUACCCUUUGAUAACAUAAUAUUAAGUGUUUAUUCUGAAUAUUGUCUUCCAGUUCUACAGACAGAAGGAAAUAGUAAUUGAUGGACUAAAAACUGCAGACUGAUUGUUGAAAUGAAAUUUUUUUAAAUGAAUUUACCAUCCUACCAUUAUUUUUGUUAUGAUCAUUAGUAGCUGUGAAAGUAGCAGUAAUCUUUAUUUCGGGGCAUUAACAGAUUACUAGAUCCCUCACUAGGACCAAGAGGGAGAAAUUAUAUAUAUAUAUAUAUAUAUAUAUAUAUAUAUAUAUAUAUUUGUAUAAAGAGCACCAUAGAUGUUCCUGUAGGACAGUGUAUUGUAAAGUGACUUCUAUCUUCUAUCCAAAACUGUGCUUUCUACAUGAUUGAGGAGACCAAGAGAUGUGUGUAAAAAAAAAAAUAAUAAUAAAAAAUAACAAAGAUAAAAAUGAUGGGUAGGUUACAUUGUGGGAAACUAAUGCCAAUGUAUAAUGUCAUUAUGCAUAACUAUAUUUGAAGUCACUAGCAGGUGGGGCCAGGAUGAGGCAUUUAUUUAAUCUGAGGGGCAGAAACUGUGGGAAGUUUGAGAAACUACAUAUAUAUCUAUAUUGGACACUGUCCAUAUAAAGUCCAGAUUGAAUCAGAUCAGAUUUGUGUUUUUUGCCAGCAUCCCCAUGGCCAGGCUCCCACACAAUGAACUUUCACUGUGCUGCACCUGAUCCCAUUAGACCCUUGACCUUUCUGCUUCUUCCAAUGAGAGAUUCUACACAUGUAAACGAUCUGCCAACCUCAAUCUAUAUAGGGCCAACAUGAGACAUUAGGCCGUAGAGCGCAAAACAGCCAUCGACACACACACAUACUCUAAUGCAACUGGAGGUGUUUUUUUUUUAAACCACUAUGAAAAUGCAAAAACUACAAACAGACUGCAUUCAUGUGAGCAACUCUAAAUAUGUAGUGAGAAUAGAUAUAUCCACACACAAAAAAAAAACAGUUUAUCUAAAUGUGUGAUAAACUGAAACACUGUAUUGCACGAAUUUUCUAUAUAAAAAAAAACAACAAGACAAUCUUGGUGUGAUGUCAUUUGUCCUUUGGUUCAUGUUUCACCUGGGAGGAACAAAAGCAGGGAAAUACUGAUCCAGUUUCACUACCUUAUAAGAGGUUCCACUGAAAUCCAUUCAUAGUUGCACUGAGAGUUUGCACAGGAAACUGAUUUCUCUUAUCUUUUUCUCUGCAAAAGGCUUUUGACAUGUUAAGACACAGGCUAAAGCAGACCUGUCUGCAUUAAAGCAUCACUUGGGAUCUAUGUAUAUAUACACAGCAGAGACACAAGCUCAAGUGUCCACCUGAAG
Molecule: messenger RNA, 3694 nt
Organism: Pangasianodon hypophthalmus (striped catfish)
Lineage: Eukaryota; Metazoa; Chordata; Actinopteri; Siluriformes; Pangasiidae
Gene: cacng8b
Product: calcium channel, voltage-dependent, gamma subunit 8b
Exons: 6
Coding region: 512-1789 (425 amino acids)
Biological process (GO): neurotransmitter receptor internalization; transmission of nerve impulse; postsynaptic neurotransmitter receptor diffusion trapping
Cellular component (GO): postsynaptic density membrane; AMPA glutamate receptor complex
Molecular function (GO): voltage-gated calcium channel activity; channel regulator activity
Source: RefSeq, a predicted model, not a curated record